AUGCCUGAACCAAUCCGACUCAGGGUAUCCAAUGGCGUUGCUUAUGUGUGGGAUGUCGAUGAUAUCGCCGUGCUCCGUUCGCACCAUCAUAUAUGCGGCGCUCUGACCGGUACACUCCCGCAUCUAUCCCAGCAGAACGUGUUCCUGGGCGUGCCCCUCGUGCUCAUGCCCGAAGAAGUGGUUCUUCUGCUUGAGAAAAAGCUGGCAAUAAUCGUUGAUGAUCCUAGUGCUCAUCACGAACCGACUCUUCCAGCGAUCGAGAAAUGGAACGAGGAACGUACACAGGACGUGACCACCCAACUCGCUUUUAAUGCGGAAAAAGAGGCAAAGGAAACACUAUCUGGGCGAGGAACGUCGGAAAAAGCCUUGCAAAAGCGUAGAGAGCGCGAAGAACGAAAGGAAGCUGCAAGAGCGAUUGCACAUUCAAACGGCGAAGUGGACGAAACCGAACCCGCAGCCGCAGCCGCAGAAUCAGGCGCCAAACCCACUCAACCUGUUACUGAAGUCCCACAAAGCUUGACGAAAGUUGUGUUACCCGCACAUACAGUCCAAGUCGCCGCUCUUUCCGACAGACUUGAUUGGUAUACCCCUUCGCCGCAUACAUAUCCAUCCCUUGCUCUCGCACACGAUGCCGGUAUAUGGAUGUACCCCAGCAACCUCUCAGAACGUGCACGGUGCGGUGUCUUCCGUAGUUUAUGGGAGCAGGGCUUCUUUAUGGGCGUCGGUGUGAAGUUUGGAGGCGAAUAUUUAGUGUACCCGGGUGACCCACUCCGCUACCAUUCACACUUCGUCGCCAGCGUGGUAGACUCUCCUGAUACUGUUAUUAGACCGAUGGAGAUCGUUGCACAUGGACGUCUUGGCACCGGUACCAAGAAAGCUCAUCUCAUGUGUGAGUGGGACGACGACACUCGGACUGUGAAUUACACGUCCAUCGAGUGGGCAGGAUUUGGCUAA
This is a messenger RNA of Coniophora puteana RWD-64-598 SS2, 954 nucleotides long. Its product is annotated as tRNA-intron endonuclease catalytic domain-like protein. Gene Ontology annotation, molecular function: tRNA-intron lyase activity; nucleic acid binding. Bases 1 to 954 code for a protein of 317 amino acids. Gene Ontology annotation, biological process: tRNA-type intron splice site recognition and cleavage; tRNA splicing, via endonucleolytic cleavage and ligation. Gene Ontology annotation, cellular component: tRNA-intron endonuclease complex. The transcript has 4 exons. Lineage: Eukaryota; Fungi; Basidiomycota; Agaricomycetes; Boletales; Coniophoraceae. The record is from RefSeq and is a predicted model, not a curated record.